GCGGAGUGAGGCGGCCGCGGGCCCGAGCCCCCCGGGUGGGGGGAUGCUGUCCCGGAAGAAGACGCGCACGGAGCUCUCCAAGCCGGGCGAGGUGCAGGGCAAGUACGUGAAGAAGGAGACCAGCCCGCUGCUCCGCAAUCUGAUGCCUUCAUUUAUCCGUCAUGGUCCGACCAUUCCACGGCGAACUGAUAUCUGCCUUCCUGACUCGAGCUCUUCUGCCUACUCUGCUGCAGGGGAUGGACUAGUUUCUAGAAACCAGAGUUUCCUUAGAACUCCAGUUCAGAGGCCACCUCAUGAAAUAAUGAGGCGAGAAAGCAACAGACUAUCUGCGCCUUCCUAUCUUGCAAGAAAUUCGGCUGAUGUCCCUCGGGAAUAUGGUUCUUCCUCCCAGUCCUUUUUAACAGAAGCUAACUCUGUUACAGAAAAUGGAGAUGCUGGUGCCCGUUAUUACUAUGAUUUUUAUGAUGGUCAAAGGAGGCAUCAGCUAAGUGAUCGUGUACAUGAGAACUAUAGAUAUUAUGGACAUAACAAUGAUCUCUUCCAAAGGAUGUCACAGAGUCAAGGGAGGCAUACUGCAGGCAUUGGCAGGAUUCCUGCUACAUCACUAGGAAAUUUAACAAAUCACAGUUCUGAAGAUUUACCUCUUCUUCCUGGCUGGUCAGUGGACUGGACUAUUAGAGGAAGGAAAUACUACAUUGAUCAUAACACUAAUACGACUCAUUGGAGCCAUCCACUGGAGCGUGAGGGGCUGCCUCCUGGAUGGGAAAGAGUUGAGUCAGCAGAAUUUGGAGUGUAUUAUGUAGAUCACAUCAAUAAAAGAGCUCAAUACAAGCAUCCCUGUGCUCCCAGCGUUCCUCGUUAUGAUCAACCUCCACCAGUGACUUAUCAACCACAGCAAGCUGAGAGAAGCCAGCCCCUUCUAGUGCCUGCAAAUCCAUACCACACUGCAGAGAUUCCUGACUGGCUACAGGUCUAUGCCAGGGCUCCUGUAAAAUAUGAUCACAUUCUGAAGUGGGAACUCUUCCAACUAGCUGAUCUAGAUACAUACCAGGGAAUGUUGAAGCUACUCUUCAUGAAAGAACUAGAACGAAUUGUUAAACUGUAUGAAGCAUACAGGCAAGCCCUUCUCACAGAGCUGGAGAACCGCAAGCUAAGGCAGAAGUGGUAUGCACAACAACACGGCAAGAAUUUUUAAGCUAACAGUUUUUUUAAAAUGGAAUUUCAUGAGGACACUAAGAGCUUUAAAAGAUUUUUAUUUUUUUUUAAACCAUGAACAAGUGCUUUGGUUUAAAAGGCAGCUUAUUUUUGUUGAUGUUGCACCUUUGUCAUUAAUUAUCCUCUUGAAUGUUUUUCUACAUAUAUAAGGUAUUGUUUAUAGAAUGAAAAACAUGUUUGUUAUUCUUUUUCUGUACAAAAAAGUUAGUUGUUUAUUCUGAGAACCAGUGUGGAGGAAAAAACACUUAAUUCUGGUAUCUCCUUUUAGCAGACAGCUGUAUUAAGAAGCUGUCUCUAUAUUUUUACAUGGUGAUAAAUGCAAUUAUAAGGAAUGUCCUGGAUGCAAAACAAUGUUUUUAAAAUCCAAAUUAAUAAGUUUAUUUCCCUUCAGAUGCCCUGUGUGUCUCUGGGGAGAGUCUGUUCUUUGUGCAACAUCUACGCUAAGAUGUUUACUGCUUUAAUGUACAGAAACACUGACACUGUUACUUUACAGUAACACUCAGUAAUAUUACUAAAUAGUGCAGAAGCAUAGAUUUUUUUUCCCCCCAAUCGGAACAAAAUGCUUCAUUGAUGAAGUAUGAGGUGCCUUAUAUUUUUUACUAUGCUAUAUGCAUCGUAUCACUUUAGAUUUGCCAGCAAUCUGCACAGAACUUUGUCAUGGGGCAAGAUAACCUGCAGCCUCUUCAAGACUAAGGGCCGGUCUGCAGUUCAAAGACACCUCUACCUCGAUAUAACGCUGUCCUCAGGAGCCAAAAAAUCUUACCGCGUUCUAGGUGAAACCGCGUUAUAUCGAACUUGCUUUGAUCCACCGGAGUACGCAGCCCCGCCCCCCCCGGAGCGCUGCUUUACCGCAGUAUAUCCGAAUUCGUGUUAUAUCGGGUCGCGUUAUAUCGGGGUAGAGGUGUAUAGGUCAACCUAGCUGCAUUGCUCAGGUGUGAAAAAUUCAUACCCCCGAGAGACACCUAAGCUGACCUAAGCCCCGGUGUAGACAGCACUAGAUCAACAGAAGCAUUCCUCCCUCGAUCUAGCUACUGCAUCUCUGGGGGGUGGAUUACCUACACCGAUGGGAGAAUCCCCUCCAUUGCUGUCGUAAGUGUGUGUGCUACAGCUGUGUUGCUGGAGCAUUUCCAGAAUGGACAUACCCUGCGACCUGCAAGCUGCUCCACAUGCGUGUUGAGCUAACUGCAGUUGGAAAGCAAUAGAAUUAUCUAACUGACUUAGCAGCCAUAAAUCUCCAUGAUAAAAUCAGGGAUGCAUUUUUUGCAAAAAUGUUGUCUUAUAACGAGGUUUUCUUUACACAUGAAGUUUUUAACCUGCACAGCUACCCCUUCCAGUAUCAUACUUUGGUUCAUUAGAUGUUUAUGGCUCCUUUUUUUAAUGCAAUAAAUAUUGUUGCAAAUAAGAGAACACAUUUCCUGUAAAUCCCAUCAAUUCAAUAAAUUUCAAUGUUUUGC
Messenger RNA from Emys orbicularis (European pond turtle), 2669 nucleotides. It is a transcript of the gene SAV1, whose product is annotated as salvador family WW domain containing protein 1. NCBI's taxonomy places the organism in Eukaryota, Metazoa, Chordata, Testudines, Emydidae. The transcript has 5 exons. The record is from RefSeq and is a predicted model, not a curated record. The coding region runs from base 44 to 1195 and encodes 383 amino acids. Gene Ontology annotation, cellular component: cytosol. Gene Ontology annotation, molecular function: molecular adaptor activity; protein binding. Gene Ontology annotation, biological process: negative regulation of cell population proliferation; positive regulation of apoptotic process; apoptotic process.